Rasamsonia emersonii CBS 393.64 is the source of this 1605-nucleotide messenger RNA. Its product is annotated as BCS1-like ATPase. Gene Ontology annotation, molecular function: ATP hydrolysis activity; ATP binding. The transcript has a single exon. Lineage: Eukaryota; Fungi; Ascomycota; Eurotiomycetes; Eurotiales; Trichocomaceae. Gene Ontology annotation, cellular component: mitochondrial inner membrane. Gene Ontology annotation, biological process: mitochondrial respiratory chain complex III assembly; protein insertion into mitochondrial inner membrane from matrix. Bases 1 to 1605 code for a protein of 534 amino acids. The record is from RefSeq and is a predicted model, not a curated record.
AUGGACGCUUUACGCAACGCCUCCUUCCAGGCAUCGCCAUUGAUGCCCUUCUCAGGGAUCCCCCUGCUAGAUUCCUUCCCGUCUGGAUUUUCGCUCAUCUCGUCGUACUUGCCGCUGGUCUUUCUUCUGACGACGGCGACAGCGUCUCUGCAAUUCUGCAUCCCGGGCGCCGUGGAGUUCCUUAACAGCUUCUUCAUGUCUCAGGUGGAGAUCCGCAUGGACGACGAGAUGUUCGACUACCUGAUGUACUGGAUCUCUCAGCAGAGCUUCUCCCGCAAGGCCACUCGAUUCGUCGCAGGCACCAAGACGCGAAGCCACCUGGUCUGGUACGACGAUUCGGAUGACGACGAUGACGACGAGAUGGAGAAGGACAUGCCGGACAAUUUCGAUGACUACUGGGCGCGGAGAAUCACCCUCGAUAAGAUCAAGCCCAUUCGCAUCACCCCCGCCGAAGGCCAGUAUUGGUUCUGGUACAAGCAUCGCUUGAUCAGUUUCGCGAGGACACCGGACGACAGCAAGCAGAUCAUCACGUGGGGGACACCGACAGAAAGGCUCUAUCUCCGAUGUCUGGGACGAGAUGCCUCUAUUCUGAAGGAGCUUCUGCGUGAGGCCCAGCAGACAUACGUCGACCGCGACGGGAACAAGACCAUCAUCUAUCGGGGACAGAAAAGCGCUGCGGGUGCAGAUCACGACUGGGUGCGGUGCAUGGCCCGUCCGCCCCGUCCGCUGUCGACUGUCGUGCUGGACGAUGCCCAGAAGCAGGCGUUCCUCGAGGACGUGAAGGAGUACCUGCAUCCGCGGACACGCCGCUGGUAUUCCAACCGAGGAAUCCCAUACCGUCGAGGGUACAUGUUCUACGGACCUCCAGGAACCGGCAAGUCGAGUCUGUGUUUUGCGGCUGCGGGGGCGUUGCAUCUGAAAAUCUACCUGGUCAGUCUCAACUCGAAGUCUCUGACCGAGGACAGCCUGGCGGCCAUGUUUCAGAGCUUGCCACGGCGGUGCAUCGUGCUUCUGGAAGACGUCGACGCCGCCGGCAUGACGAACAAGCGCGGAGAUUCAACAUCGGACGCGCCGCCUCAGGGUCCCGGCCAUGCUGCAGCGAUCGGGGAAGAGACGGACAAGGACGACGACAAAACUGCGCAAGGCGUCUCACUGUCUGCUCUGCUGAACAUCAUCGACGGAGUUGCCUCGAGCGAAGGUCGGAUUCUGGUCAUGACCACGAACCACAUCGAGAAGCUCGACCCUGCGCUGCUGCGACCGGGUCGGGUCGACAUGACGAUUGAAUUUGGGUAUUCGGAUCGCGUUUCAAUCCGGGACCUCUUCCUGGCGAUCUACGCCCCGUUGGAGGGUGAUCUUCCAGACGCAAAAAUCGGGAAUGGUGCCGUCAAUUCAGCUUAUCAGGCCACCUCCAAAGCCGAACUUGUCUCUCUCGCUGAGGAAUUUGCGUCGCGGAUCCCCAGCGGAGAGUUCACUCCAGCCGAGAUCCAGGGAUAUCUACUGCAACACAAGCAGGAGCCCGAAUUGGCCAUCAAAGGCGCCGAGGCCUGGGUGCAGGACAUCCGCGAAGAAAAGGCAAGGAAGAGGGCGCAGACAGCAAGCAAAUGA